CAAAACCAUAGACAAACUGAUAUUGUGUCACUUCCGGUUCUACCGCAACGAGUUACGAGCGGAGAACUACACGGGCCUUCUGUCUGCCAUAGAAGUAAUAAGUUCUGAAAAAUGUCGCUCAUCUCCGCUCGUUUGGCCUCAUCAGUGGCCAGGCGUAUCCCAAAUGCCGCUUCACAGGUAUCGAAGGUCGCCGUGCCAGCGGUGGCGGUAGCCUCGCGCAAGAUCCAUGUCUCGUGCAGCCAGAGAGCCGCCGAGAUCUCCACUAUCCUCGAGGAGAGGAUCCUCGGGGCCGCACCCAAGGCUGACUUAGAAGAAACUGGCCGUGUAUUGAGCAUUGGUGAUGGUAUUGCGCGUGUAUAUGGGUUGAAAAACAUCCAGGCCGAGGAGAUGGUGGAAUUCUCCUCCGGUCUUAAGGGAAUGGCCCUUAACUUGGAACCCGACAAUGUGGGUGUAGUAGUAUUCGGUAACGACAAGUUGAUCAAGGAGGGUGACAUCGUGAAGCGUACUGGUGCCAUUGUGGAUGUGCCAGUAGGGGAACAGCUGUUGGGUCGCGUAGUAGACGCUCUCGGUAACGCUAUCGACGGCAAGGGGCCUGUCGACACCAAGUCGCGUAUGCGAGUCGGUAUCAAGGCGCCCGGUAUCAUUCCUCGUGUGUCUGUGCGUGAGCCUAUGCAGACUGGUAUCAAGGCUGUAGACUCCCUUGUGCCCAUCGGUCGUGGUCAGCGUGAGUUGAUCAUUGGUGACCGUCAGACUGGCAAGACUGCCCUGGCCAUCGACACCAUCAUCAACCAGCAACGAUUCAACAAGGGAGAUGACGAGAAGAAGAAGCUGUAUUGCAUUUACGUUGCCAUCGGUCAGAAGAGGUCCACUGUCGCGCAGAUCGUGAAGAGGUUGACUGACGCUGGCGCCAUCAACUACACAAUCAUCGUGUCCGCCACGGCCUCCGAUGCCGCACCUCUGCAGUACCUCGCACCUUACUCAGGCUGCGCUAUGGGAGAGUUCUUCCGCGACAACGGCAAGCACGCGCUCAUCAUCUACGACGACUUGUCCAAGCAGGCCGUGGCCUACCGCCAGAUGUCGCUGUUGCUGCGUCGUCCCCCCGGUCGUGAGGCCUACCCCGGUGAUGUGUUCUACCUGCAUUCCCGUCUGCUCGAGCGUGCCGCUAAGAUGUCCGACAAAAUGGGCGGUGGUUCCCUCACCGCUUUGCCAGUUAUUGAAACUCAGGCCGGUGACGUGUCUGCUUACAUUCCCACCAACGUGAUCUCCAUCACUGAUGGCCAGAUCUUCUUGGAGACUGAGCUGUUCUACAAGGGUAUCCGGCCUGCCAUCAACGUCGGUCUGUCCGUGUCAAGAGUAGGAUCUGCUGCCCAGACUAAGGCUAUGAAGCAGGUGGCCGGUUCCAUGAAGCUGGAAUUGGCUCAAUACCGUGAAGUGGCUGCUUUCGCCCAGUUCGGUUCCGACUUGGAUGCCGCUACCCAGCAACUGCUCAACCGUGGCAUGCGUCUCACUGAGCUGCUCAAGCAAGGACAGUACGUGCCUAUGGCUAUUGAGGAACAGGUCGCCAUCAUCUACUGUGGUGUACGCGGUCACCUCGACAAACUGGACCCCACCAAGAUCACCGCAUUCGAGAAGGAAUUCACCCAACACAUUAAGACCAGCCACCAGGGUCUCCUCAAUACCAUCGCUAAAGACGGCCAGAUCUCCCCCGAGUCAGACGCCGCUCUCAAGAAGAUCGUUUCCGAUUUCGUCGCGACCUUCACUCAACAGUGAACAACCUAGUGUAAACAGAAAAAGUUGUUGACAUGGUGACUUUACGAUCACGGUACAACGCCAUGCCAACAUUGCAUUACAAUAAGUGGCUACCUAACGGACACACUAUCCCAGCGAUCAGUGUGUCCGCUAGCGGCUAAAGUGUAGUUAUCAUUCGUAAGGACUGUAUUGAAUGUUGAUACAAUCAUGGAAUGUAUUUAUCUUGAACGCAGGAGUGGUUAUAUGUAAUUAAACUUCUUU
Messenger RNA from Chilo suppressalis (striped riceborer), 2010 nucleotides. Lineage: Eukaryota; Metazoa; Arthropoda; Insecta; Lepidoptera; Crambidae. The record is from the annotation of a GenBank genome assembly.